CGACUCUUUUUUUUUUCCUACACUCUGCAAUCAUCUUUUUUGUUUGGACUCACACGCGCUUUCCCAUCUUAAUAUUAUAAGCAAAAAAAAAGGGUAAAAAGAAACAAAGGUGUCAUUUUUCUUGUAAAGUUUAUGAACCUUUUUGCACUGACACCGUGUUGCUGUUGCACUGUUUUUAUCUGCUCGUUUGAACACUUUUGACAGAUCAGCUGUUUUCCUUUUAUUUUUUCCUCCCAGCAACGCUUCAUUUGGGAGCUCAACCAUUGUGCAUCUCAGCUGUCUUUUCCUAAUCUUGUCUGUAACUACUUGUGAAAUACGAGAUGACCGCCGACGGACAGCCGAUAACCAACUACGAACCAGGAGCACUGGUAUUCGCCAAACUCAAAGGCUAUCCAUGGUGGCCAGCGCGGGUUGAAAAGGAUACUCAGGUCCCACCCAGAGUAUUGAAACAAAAAGCCAAAUCCAAACCGCUUAUCACAGUCCAAUUUUUCGGAACCCAGGACUACGGGUUUUUUGGUUCGGAAGCCAUCCGGCCAUUUCAUCCUGAACUUGUCAAACGCGAUUUUCAUGCCAACAAAUUCAGAGCGAAAAAUUUAAAGGACGCGGUUCGCCAAGCCCUGGAUUCUUCUGUGGCAGAUUCGCUUCCAAGUCAACGAAAUAGCUUCCACAGUGAAGACCACGGUGAAGAGACAACAAAUACCCGUCGAUCACAGAAACAUACGAGUGAAAAAAGCACCCCUUCGUCCAUACGCGUCAUCGUUUCGCACGGUCGAUCUAGUCGAUUGAAACGGCAAAAACGUGAUUUCAAUAUCAUGGAAAAGGAUGGACAAGAAUGUGAAGCCUCCACGGUGAUUCCCUCUGGCGAGAAACCAGUGAGCCCCAUUACAAUAGAGGAAACGCUUACGCGACUGAAGAAGCAACGCCCCAAUCCAAAAACACAAGAAGAACCCAACACAACGUUAAAGACUGGACCAGAGGAUCAAAGUGAUUUCAAAAAGGUAUAUCACAUCAGGCAUCGGUUGCAAAAGUUAGUGUACGGCAAGAAACAGGGCGAUAUUGCUGAACAAGAUUAUCCGGAAAUUUCAGACAUUGUCAAAGACAUUGAACAAGCUCCCAUGACCUAUAAUCUAUUGCGUGACACAAAGAUUGCUAGAGUGGUCAAAGCGGCGUGUACUUACAUUUACGAAAACGACCAUGGUUAUUCUAUCCGCGAACGAUGUCAGCAGCUCAUGAGGAAAUGGAAAUCUUUAUUUGUCGAUAACGAUGUAUGCCGCGUCCAAGCCAUUCAUGCUCCGUCAGAGACAAAGGCCUCAACGUCCACAUCAGCCUGCCAAGAGUCACAAACAACCUGCCAGCAAAUACAAGAAACCGCACAACCGGCGCCACCAUGAGCUUGCAAGAGAUGGGGUUUUUCAAUAAGGCCACAUGUCACUGUUACCCUCCCAUCUCUCAUUUUUUCUUUUUAUCCUUACUGAUCUCUCCUUCCUCCCCCCAACCUCUCCAGCCUAUUUCGAUAAGCUCUGUAACGUAGUUAUUGACUCGAUGAUCCGAAAGCUAUAUCUCUUCUAUAAUCUAUCGACCCCCUUCCCAAAAUAUUAUCCAUGACAACAACUGGAUCAUCGAUGACUCAAGAAUUUUUCAGUUUCCUUUUAUGGAAUAAGCACCUCAAAAAUUGAUGCAACCGAUCCAUUUUUGUCUGCCAUGUCGAUUUUUUUUCUUUUUCAAUCAAUAAAAUAUUGAAAAGCACUGCGUUGCUCAAAAAAAA
Messenger RNA from Radiomyces spectabilis, 1765 nucleotides. RefSeq lists its product as uncharacterized. The transcript is spliced from 6 exons. Gene Ontology annotation, molecular function: transcription coregulator activity; double-stranded DNA binding. The record is from RefSeq and is a predicted model, not a curated record. Bases 321 to 1391 code for a protein of 356 amino acids. Gene Ontology annotation, biological process: regulation of transcription by RNA polymerase II. NCBI's taxonomy places the organism in Eukaryota, Fungi, Mucoromycota, Mucoromycetes, Mucorales, Radiomycetaceae. Gene Ontology annotation, cellular component: nucleus.